AUGGCAGAAGAAGUUCUUCGUUUUGUUGUGGAUCAUCUUCUUAAGCCUAUUGGAGUAGAACUAUCCGUAAAUGAUAUGUUAGAGGCUGCUGAAUCAAAUGAUGAUGUUGUUACAUCAUUGAAAACUGCAUUAUAUCAAUUUAUUGCGUCAAUAAUCUUUGCUAAUAAAACUGCUGCGAGAAAUUGGGUCAAAAAGGCAGAUAUUAAUCAAGCUACUGAUAUUUUAAGGCUUAUGGGCUUCGAUCCAUUCUUAUUUAAUUUAGAUGUUCAUUCUCAGCAUGUAUUAUUGACAAUAUGCUGGUUAAUAUGGCGCAUGGAUCUCUUUAAAACACUCUACGACCCUUAUAUCCCUGAAGCUGAUAUUCCAUAUCUCCCUCCUUACGGGGAAUUCCUCACUGACCCAACAAUACAAUCACCAAGAUCUCUUAAAAAGCCACCAACAGAUCAUGACUCUCUUACAAGGCGAAUUUCAAGAUUAUACUCGAAAAUUUCAUCCGAAUUACACGAGCUUAGUGAUUUAGAAAUGCAACGUGAGACAUUUAACUGGGGAAUACGCACAUUAGAUCAAGAAUCAUCUCUGUACUCUCUAAGUUUGAAAGCGAAUAUUCCAUUACUUACAGCUCAUACAGAAGCUCUCAAUAGAGCAAUUAAUAACUCAUCUAAGAUCGAGCAAAUAUUUGUAAUGGAAAAGCAAUUCUGGGAUUGGGUUACUCCUCUUGCAAAUAGACCUGGCUACGAUCCUGAUGGCUUUGAUGAAAUGAGAGCAACUCCAAUUGAUUGGUAUCCAGUUCUUGAUCAAGCUCCUUACACUCGUCAUAACUCAAAAGUUGACGAAUUAAGUCAAUUAAUGCAAGAAUGCAAAACAAAGCUUAAUAACGCAAAAUUUGCAUUCGGAGACUUAUCAAGAGAUAGAACUAUGGGUGGUGGAUACUCAUAUGAUAUCAUUAGAAGGGAAAUUGAUGAAAAAAUGGAAAAGAUUUUGAGAUAUGAGCCAAUGACGAAAACCUCAACCGAAGAAAGUACUACAGAAAGCUUAAUACCAAAUAUGCCAUUCAAAGAUUUCUCAGAUACAGAACUUACUCGUAUAAUUAGUCAAUCAGAAGAUAAAUGCGAUGAAAUUGCAGCUACAAACUGCCAAAUGAUAUCAGACUUUGCAGCCAAGAUAUGUGAAGAGAUGAACUUAGAAAUGCAUGGCUGGGAAUGCGAGAAAUUCACAAGAAAAAGAGUUCUUGAUGAUGAUUUAGAUAUAGAAAGACCAGCGGAAAAAAUUGCAUUGAGAGCUCCUAAACAGACAAAGGCAACUAAGAUGAUGAAAGCAUCAAGGCCGCCACUGCUUGGAGAUCUUCCUAAGCAAUCAGGUUCUCAUUCUUCUGCAAAGAAACUUGAAUCUGCAAUUCCAAAACCGGCUUCGAAGAAAGCGGCUGCAUCAAAGUUGGCUGCACCUAAGAAGGCUGUUCAGAGAAAGCCAAGAGCAGAAUGGAAUUAUUAA
This is a messenger RNA of Trichomonas vaginalis G3, 1488 nucleotides long. RefSeq lists its product as uncharacterized. NCBI's taxonomy places the organism in Eukaryota, Parabasalia, Trichomonadida, Trichomonadidae. Bases 1 to 1488 code for a protein of 495 amino acids. The record is from RefSeq and is a predicted model, not a curated record. The transcript has a single exon.